AUGCUAUUGCACGAAUUUGUCACUGCACUCAAUCAAAAUUACCCGCUGCUCCAUUCGACCCUCGAGGUUCACGACUUUACACGAUUUGUUGCAUUGGCCGCAGAGGUAGCUAACCGCGCUAAAGGGCUACUCAGCAAUGAAGCCCAAAUCAUCACGCCAUUCCUACGCAAAGCCUUGCACUUAUCUCUAUCCAAAGAGAUGUGCUACAACCUCUGGCACGCCACCUACCCCCUCUUCACCGCCACCCACAUACAACCUGGCCUUUUGAUUCAACGGCACGGCUAUCAACCAGACUUGUCAGUCAAGAUACCUGAAUAUUACCUGGUCUCGCCGGUCAAGCAUUGCUUGACGUGCCCCAAGCCCCACAAGUUGCACCUACGCUCUCGAAUCGACGGGUACCUCUACGAUGUGGACGGUGUCCACACCAUUGGUAUUGUCACCCUCAAAUGUCCAGGUUGUCCCACUUAUUACCGCCCAAGCUACUAUUCAAAAAAUCGUGUCCGCACCUACUACUCCUCGAACCUCGGGCGGAACCAAGAGACCUACCAAGUAUCUUGUCAUUUUUUCAUGACCCAUCGACUGGCGGAGCUACUCAGAGAAGGCACGAUGCUUGCCCACAUCUCAAACUUCAACCUCGCCAACCUGUUCAACCGAUGUUACGUUGAUCGUCUUUCACUGCCAUCACUCGACGGUGCCCCCACCAUUCAGCCCGAUCUUUCUGAUAUUACCUGCCGAGACGCUCUAGACAUCCACUGCCUCCUCCUGAAAUCAGACACUGCUGGCACGUGUUUGCGUGUCGAUGUCUCGGACGACUCUUUGCCCUCAGAAAAACGCUAUCACCAAGCAAUGCAAGAUGUCCUAGAAUGGAUCGCGUUGGAAGGCAGCAAGCAUCGCAAUCAUGCCUGUUCUGCAUGUGUGCGAGUUCUCCCGCUGCCCUCCGAAGAUGGCAAACCAAAAUUGGGCUAUAUCCGUGCGGUGGUGACAGACGGCCUUACCAUAGGCCACUGGCGUUGCACUGCCACCCAAGAGCAGCUGCGUGAUCUCGCUUGUGAAGAUGGUUUACCCCCGCCAAAAGGGCCAUGUACAUCACCUCUCGAACGAGUUUCGGAUCGAUUCUGCCCCUUACACCAUCAGCGCCUUGGGAAGCGUUGCGUUGCUCAACCAUGCAAAAGCGACGCCCUCGAUGGGCAGGCAACCUGUGCGCUUCAAGAGCACACCGAAGCGUACUCGAAAUUCAAAGCCCAUAUCACUUCCAACUUUGCCCUGACUUCUAUGCUUAAUCGACCUGGAUCAAACCGGCCUUCGGAUCCAACUGUCCAUCAAGAUUGGAACACUGCGGAACUGGUAGGCCUUGACAACAUUCAACAAGGCGAUGAAAUGGAUCGCCUGCACGAGCAGGGACGUGAAGGCGCCGACGCGACUCCAUCUCGAAUCAGCCUGUCCCGAGCACGAACACACAAUGACCAGCUCAUCGUGGCUACCUGUGGAGUCAUCCUGGCUAGGGAAACGUUUUAUCACUCUGAGGGUGUCAGUGCAGUCCGUGAUUUCUUACUUCGAACAUUCCCGCGAAAAUUGCCUCAAGUCUGCUUCUACGACAAUGCAUGCAAGCUAGUCGAUCAUAUAUACCACGGGGGCUCGGACUCCACCCGCUUCUUGGACACUGUCAUCCCCGUGGACCCCUUUCACUUCCACUCGCACAAGGAGAGCGACGAGUUUUGCCAAUAUUAUACGGACCCAAAACUGUUCCCAGAGCUCCGAGACGCCCACGGUUGGUAUUUCAACUCUUCAGCGGGCGAGUGCAGCAAUGUCUGGUAUGGUGGUUUUGCCUCAAUGGCAAGAAACAUGCACCGCAUCCGUUUUAAUUUCAUGAUGGAAGACAUGACCGAGCGGCGAAAUGACUGGUUAAUCAAAAGGCUAUCGAAAAGGGCAGAUCUCACAUUCAUAGGAGACAUCCUUUUUAAAGGCUCAACUCUGCCACUUUUCACUAGUUAA
Melampsora larici-populina 98AG31 is the source of this 1992-nucleotide messenger RNA. RefSeq lists its product as uncharacterized. The record is from RefSeq and is a predicted model, not a curated record. Lineage: Eukaryota; Fungi; Basidiomycota; Pucciniomycetes; Pucciniales; Melampsoraceae. The transcript is spliced from 6 exons. The coding region runs from base 1 to 1992 and encodes 663 amino acids.